Messenger RNA from Mugil cephalus (flathead mullet), 2638 nucleotides. RefSeq names its product carbonic anhydrase 15 (gene car15). Gene Ontology annotation, molecular function: carbonate dehydratase activity; zinc ion binding. NCBI's taxonomy places the organism in Eukaryota, Metazoa, Chordata, Actinopteri, Mugiliformes, Mugilidae. Gene Ontology annotation, cellular component: plasma membrane. The coding region runs from base 156 to 1154 and encodes 332 amino acids. The record is from RefSeq and is a predicted model, not a curated record. The transcript has 8 exons.
CCGCAUCAAUGAGCCUGUUGAUCAGAAAAAGUCCACUAGAUUGGUAAUGACACAGUUGACUGAUCAGUCCAGGAGAAAAUAAAAAACUCAGCUUUCACCUCCUCCUCUAUUUAAGUGGCGCGCUCACUCCUCAUUUUUAAUUUAGUCUACCUCAGAUGCUCACACCUGCCUGGACCGCCGGGCCGCGGGAUCCGACCAUGAUUUGGACCGCAGCUCUCAUGGUGAUUGCCGCUUCGCUCGCCGGUGCAGAAGAAGACUACUGUUACAAUGAGCCACACUGUGAUCCUUACGCGUGGGGAGACACCUUCCCCUCUUGUCACCCCUUACUUGAAAACCACCACUCUCCCAUCGACCUGGACCAUCACAUGACCAGAAACGACUCCCUGGGGGCUCUACAUCUGGAGGGCUUCGACGAGACCCAGACGGGCCACUGGACACUCAAAAACGACGGACACUCCGUCAUCCUGCAGGUCGGGAGCGGCAUGGCGGUGAGCGGCGGGGGCCUCCCAGAUGUGUACCACACCAUCCAGCUCCACUUCCACUGGGGAGCUCCGGCCGCCAACGGCUCUGAGCACACGGUGGACAGACGCAGAUACCCAAUGGAGAUGCACAUAGUCAACAUGAAGUCCAUCCACCCAAAUAUGUCCGCAGCCUUGGACGACCCGACGGGACUCGCUGUUCUGGGAUUCUUCAUCGAUGUUGUUUAUGCAGACAACGUGCACUUUGGACACAUAUCGCAAAAACUGUCCUCGGUUGCUUAUAAAGGCCAAACAACUAAAGUCAAGCCAUUUCCACUGAUGAGCCUUCUGCCAAAGCACAACAUGAGUCAGUAUUACCGUUACUACGGCAGCCUCACCACCCCUCCAUGCUCUCAAGUGGUUCUGUGGACUUUAUACGAAGUGCCCAUCUACAUCUCAUGGUCCCAACUGGCUCAGUUUACCUCACAGAUCUUCUCCACGGAGGAGGAUGCGGAGCAGGUGACACCUCUGCAGAACAACUUCAGACACGUCCACCGCGCCUACAGCCGCGUCGUCUCCGCCUCCAAAGAUGCCCGACUCCUCAAAGGGACGGCCGGGCAGCCCCUCGGGUCGACGGCGUCGCUGUUUCUUCUGCUCCAGAUCCUUCUGCUAGGAAGCUUUAUCUCUGGUCUUUAGUGAUUUAGUCUGAAUCAUGAAACAGUAAAACACCAAAAAAAAAAAGAAAAAAAAAAGUUCAUUCAUCAUUAAGAUGAGGUUUUGUGGUCAUAGAGGUUUAUUAUUUGAAAAUAGUGGAAUAGGAUAGUUAAUAUAAGAAACAAACUGUGAAAAAGAAGAGUACUGUAAGUUCGACAUUUAACGUCUCAUGUAUAUUUAACUCCAAUAGCGCAUUGCUAACAGUUAGCCGUGGUAGCAUCGAAACACGUUGUAUUUUGGCAGCCAUAUGUGCAUUUGUAACCGAGGCCUUUUGCACUCGUGUUUUCUUGAAAACUACAGUUCUCACUUUUACUAUAAGAUGGAUAGUUAAAAGAAAGGUUUUAGUAAAAAGAAAUUUCAAAACAAAGAAAAAAGGUGAGGAGGAAACAGCCAUGCUAGCAGCAUGUGAGAAUGCCAUGUAGCAUGUUAGCUAACAAUGUACUGCUGAUUGUCAUUAGCUUUUUGAAGUAUUUGGCCACCACACAAGGUAUUAGACAAAAAUGCUGCCUGAAAAUGAAGUUAUGACAUAGGAAGUUGUGUAUGAGACUUAUGAACUCAGAGCAUAUGUCCUUUUCUGAGGCCAAGAACAGCACAAGAAGAAGCUAAUAGCUAAUAAAGAGUUCACUUGUGAACAUGGUGCCCAUUUGAAGGCAGCAAAACUGGUGAUGGUGUUAGAGUUAAGGUCUUUAAAGAUUCAUCAUCUAGGAACCACAGCUCUCAAGAGAAAUAGUCAAAUAUUCUCAUAUAGUCUCAACACUGAUGCUAAGUACGGAGGUGCCACGGGGAAACAUGUUUGUCUGCUAUUCUUUUAGUUCAAACUAGCAAAAUCUGUCACAGGGUAGAAAAUAGAAGGGGAAGUUGUGGAAGUUGUUGUUGUGUUGUCUUAAUUAUGCCAGAAGUUAGUCCUCUGGGGGCCCUCGUUCUCAUAUUUCUUCAUGGGGCCCAAAUCUGUAUCCAUACAGUAAAAGUAAAACUGGCAGACAUUUGGACAUAGAUGGAAUUAAUAAUGUGUAUUUUAUUUUUCAUGCUGCCUCACUGCUGUCAUUCAUAAAUGGAACGGAGCCAUUGUUGAUGUUAUCCCUGCUUGUCCUGUUAUGACACUUGUCUGCCGUGAAAACGCCCCACACAAAAACACAUUAAGGAAUAAUGUGUAGAUUCCCAGUGGGUUGACCUCGCCUGCAUCCAGCAUGCAAAACUGUUUCACUCGUGUGUAUGUGUCUCAGUACCUCCAUUAGUUUUGUAUGUUUGCCAGCAUCAGUGUGAACUAGCAGCAUGUAAAGGAGGGUUUUACACAUGCAAAUAGACAACAAAGCACCCGCCAGAAAAAAAAAAGGUGCCAGCUGUGGGGUUGAGACGUCCAUCAGUGUUUGACUUUUCUUUCUUUUUUCUUCUUCUUUUUUUUUAAAAAAAACUGAAUCUAAUCACAUUUUGUGUAUUCUAACAAUAAAACAAACAUUAUUCUGUCA